Molecule: messenger RNA, 9234 nt
Organism: Volvox carteri f. nagariensis
Lineage: Eukaryota; Viridiplantae; Chlorophyta; Chlorophyceae; Chlamydomonadales; Volvocaceae
Exons: 16
Coding region: 1-9234 (3077 amino acids)
Source: RefSeq, a predicted model, not a curated record
AUGACCCCUGGCGAAGAUGAGCGGCUUGUUGAAGAUGGCAAAAUUGACGGUCCCAGACCGCCACUUACGCGUGCGGCGAAGCCGUCAGGUCCAAAGCACACCGUGGGUGCCUCACAACAGCAGGCACAGUCUCGCAAACACGAUUACGAAUCGAAUGGACUGCAGCUGUUGGCAGAUUACGAUUCCGCUUCUGCUUCUGACGAACAAACCGGAGGGGAACUCCAGGGCCAGGAGCAGGCCUCUUCUCCCAGGGCCAUUGCCGGCAGUGCAGCGGCAACCGCGGCGGCUGCUGAACCGGCAGAUCAGCGGGAAGAGGGCGGCGAGCCUAUUACGUCUUGUGUCGGGGUAGAGUUGUGCACUGACAAUGGACCCACGCCUCGGCAAGAGGCCUCUACUCUAGCCUGCGGGCCUAUACCUGCCGCACUGGUCCCACAAGUGGCGGCGCCCCCUGCAGCGGAGGGGCUGGAGGACGCCAAGGAAAGAAGGAUUGGCAGUGAGAGGGACAGGCGGGCAUCGGAAGACCACCAGCCUGCGGCAAGUGCAAUGGAAAAUGACUUUCCGACGGCAGCUACAGCUGCGCAAGAAUCUCCUGAGCAGCAGCAGCCCGCGGAGGUGGUCCCGCCGUCGGGGCACUAUCCUACGGAGCAGCCGUUGGAGGAGGCACCGAAUGGGGACGAGCACGCUGUGUCGCAAGCGUCCCCUGCUCUUCAGGACUUAAAGGACGCUCAGGCGGCAAUGCCAGACAUGGCUCCUGGUCAGGUGGCGAAACGGGAUGAAGCCGCGGUCGUUGAGCAAUUCACAGAGGCGGGGCCAGACGGGGUGGGAGAGCAGCGACUAGCACAGGACGUGGACCAUGCUACACAGCAGGAGCGAGCCGUGCUGCCUCUGGGUCAGGAGCCCCUCGCCCGACAGCAGGUGUUGGCCCCGUUGCCGGUGGUUCCACCACCACCCGAACAGGAGGAGCUAGUCCGCACGGGGCAGCUCCUAUCUGCCGUUAAAGCGCAACCCGUGCAGCAGGGGGCCGCUGCUUCAGCACCUGAACAGGAGCAGCAGCAAGCCGCAGUGCUGCAGGGGGGGUUCAAUGACCAGGAACAGCAGCUACUGCAGCGGCAGCAGCCUCCAUGUGGGCGUGACGAAGCCUCAGCAGGGAGCCGAGAGCAGGCUGGUGAAGAGGGAGCCGGGCCUGCGCCUGCGCAGGGUGGCCUUAAUGACCCCAGCCCUGAUUGGAGGAUCCAGAUCAAGGGUGAAAGCAACGAGCAAAGUCGGGAGGAGGGUCGGGGGCAACCUAAGGAUGGGGACCAGGUCCACGACGGGGACGCGAGUAGCGGCGAUGGCCAGCGCCAUGAUCAAGCUGAUCAGCUGCAGGGGGUUGCGCAGGAGGAGGCCCGUGGGAGCCCGCAGCCCAUGGAGAUGGAUCCGCCGCCGGCGCGAACGUCAGCGCCUCAGCAGCAGGAACCUGAACAGCAACAGCAGCGGGCGAGCGAGGAUCAGCACCAAAAACAGGAUCAGGAGGAAAACGAAGAGCAGCAGCCGAAGAAGGAGGCGCCGGAGCCGGUCAAACAGGCGCAACCUCCGCGGGUGAAGUCUGAGCCUGAAGGGAAGGAGAAGCCGCCGGCUAAGGGGAAGCAUGCAAGCGGGGCAGAGCCCAGGCGGGGCCAAGGUCAGCGGCAGACCAGGGCGGCGGCAGCGGUGGCUGCCGCUGCUGCAGCCGCCCUGGCGCCGUCGGGACGGCCGGUGCGGGCUGCUGCGGCCAACGCCAAGUUCUCCAUAACACUGAUGGGCCCAAACCGCGAGCAAGUCAUGGCCAUGAUGGCGUAUGACCUUUGGCCGACGGAGGACUUGCCACCGCCGCCGCCGCCAGCGCAGCAGCAGGAAACCUCACCGGGUGUCGCCGGCCGCCAGGGCAGCGCCAGCCCCGAUGCAGCGGCUGCUGUUGCGAGGGGUGGCGGCGACGGACCGCCGCCAGCGAAGCGGGUGAAGCAGGAGCGCGGCACAACUGUCGUGUCAGCACCGGCAGAGUCCUCCGGGGCACCCUCUCCUACGACCGCGACGCCGUCAGAAGCCACUGCGACUGCCAGCGGUAGCGGUGCCAAGCGCGGCUGCAAGACCGGCACCGCUGGCUCAGCGGGGGCCCGCGCCGUCGCCGCCGGUGACGCUGUGGCCUCCGUUGGCAGCAAGCGCCCCGCUGACGGAUCCGCAAAGCCCCUUUCCAAGUCCCCCAAGCUCAACGCCGUUGCCACCCCGUCUGCCAAGCCUAGCGGUCACAAGACCGAACCGAACUCAGCCAUCGCUGACGACGAUGUAAGCAAAAAGUCUGCCGGGGCCGCUGGCGACGGCAGCCCUAUCACCACUGCCGCGGCUGCGGCUUCCAACACUCCAAAGAAGCCCUCUCGUAAGCAGAAACAGCCAGCAGAGGCCGGAGGCGGGGGUCGAGGCGGAGGAAGCGGCAGGCGUGGAAGUGCAGGGCGUGGCGCGAAGGUUGACCAUGGGGGCCCGGGACGGGGGGACUUUGUGGAGUAUUCGCCCUGGCUGGACGGGGGUCCCGUUAAACUGGAUGAGUUGCAGACGGAGUUUGUCCGGGAGCUGUGUCGCAGCAUCUUCCACGAGCGGGAGCAGGCGCCGGUGAACGCCAAGGCGCUGCUGCGGUGUCGCGGCAUGCAGGGCAAAAAGAUCGAAUAUCGCAAGCGCGACGGCAGCGGCAAGUACCUGCCAGUUCAUUACGCCAACAUCAUGGAGCGUGGGCAGGUGGCCUGCCUCUGCAGCGUCUGCGACGGCAAGCGGCGCUUCUCCCUCACGGAGUUCGAGGUGCACUGCGGGGGCUCCCACAAGAAACCCGCGGACCACACCUACGUGACGGAGCUGCGUCUCAACCUGCGUGAUCUAGGUAGCAUGGCGUGUCGCUGUCUGGGGCCAUCGUAUACCACGGCAGCGGGCAGUGGCGGUGGUAGCGGCAACGGCUGUGGCAGCGGAGUUGCUGCCGCCGCCGCUGACGCUUCUGGCGGUGGUGGUGGCAGUGGAGCCGCCCGCGCCGGACAGUCGACGCCGGGUAGCCCUACGGGGAUAGGGGCGAAUGUGAGUGGGCCGGCUGCAGCAGCCGGAGCACGUGCAGUGGCUGCGGCGGCGGCAACUGCUGCCGCUGCUGCUGCAGCGGCUGCUGCUGCAACCGCGGCGGCGGCGGCGGCGGCAACGCCGGCAUGCAGCAGCCAGCGCUCCCCGCCGGCGCCGUCGAACACCACAGCAGCAACUGCAAAGUCAGUGGAGGCGGCGGCUGAACCCGCAAGCACAGCCACCGUGGCGGCCAGGACUGCCGCCGCUCGGGUGCCCCCGGCGGCCAACGCAGUCGAUGAUGAAGUCACGACCGAGACGGCGAGCACGGAGACGGCGUCAACGGCGAAAGCAGGGAAGGAGGAGGACGAGGUGGAGGGCACGGUGGGGCCGUCGCUGGGAGAGGCCAAGGUGGAGCCGGUGGACUCGGCACAGCGUCGGACGGCGUCGGGGGCGGCAGUAUCGGGACCGGAUCCAUCGUCCGAGGAGCGCCCGACGGUUCCUGAGGGGUCCUGUACGGCCUGCCGUCGAGCAUUGCCGCCAGGCUACAAGGACUUGGCUUCCUGCAAAGCCUCCGCGCCGCAGGUCCUGCACUGCUCCUCAUGUGGCGGUUAUUGCCACGCGUCAUGCGCCUCCACGGUCGGGUUGUCGCCAGGAGGCAGCCAGGAGCCCGCCUGGCAAUGUCCCGCAUGCCGUCAAGCCUCCGCCAAGAAGCGCGUCAAGCGGCCCAACACGGCGUUUGUAGAACGUGAUGUGGGCCUGGACGUUGGAGGCAGAGGGCGGGGCCGCGGCCGCAGCCGCAGCGCCGGUAGGGUGGCGGCGGCGACGCCGCCGCCGGUAUGCGCCGGGCGUGGGCGCGGUCGCGGCAGCAGCGGCGCAGCGACAUACAAUCGGGCGCAGUUGACGGAGGCAUUUUUCAAGGCACGUGUGGCGUGCUUCAAAGCUGACGGCGCCGCGCCAACCGCAAGUGGCGGCGGCGCGUCGGCAUCCGCCGUCACUGUCUCAGCGACAACGGCGGCGGCGACGACGACGGCGGAUGAGGUUGGAACCGAGACGGUGAAGGGAUCCGGAGCUGCCGCCACCGCCUGUGAUAGCCGCGACAGCGGCGGCAAGGGCUCCAACCUUGCGCAAGCUCGGGCAGCGGCGACGUCGGGGCCGCGUGGGGCCGCUGCGGCUGUCGCCGCCGCUCCCGCAUCACACAAACACCGUGAAUGGGAGGCAGAGGACGGCGGAGAGGACGAGGAGGAGGAGGACGAGGGGCAGGAGGAGGAAGACGGAGUUGGCGAGGAGGUUGAAGAGGACGAGGAAGAUGAGGACGAUGAUGAGGAUGAUGAGGAUUACAAUGGCAAUCAACGCCGACGCAAGCGUGUCAAGGCUGCUAGCGCGCCGACGAAGCUGGCCUUCGCAAUGCCUGCGGCCCGCGGUGGCGGUGGUGGUGGUGGUGGCCGUAUUCAGAUGUCCCUCCCGAUGGGUAUGCGUGCCUCUGCUGCUCGCACGUCGGCGUCGCAGCGGAGACCCAUUCGCAGCAGGACGCUGUUUGACGGCGGUCCUGACAGCCUGCAGGACGGGGAGCGGGUGCACUACACGAUUCAGGGUCAGCGCCUCCUCAGCGGUACGGUGGUCAUUGUGCAGCGCACUGCCGGCAGCGGCAUCCUCUGCGACUGCUGCAGCAAGGUCAUCAGCGCGUCGGCCUUCGAGUCGCACGCAGGCCACAAGCACCGCAGGAAUCCCUACGAGUCCAUCAUGACGGACAACGGCACGACGCUGAAGAGGAUCGCCGAGAGGAUUACGCCGCCCCUGGCCCCGGCUGCGACAGUGAAGGCGAAGGCAGAGCCCACCGCAACCACCACGACGGGGCCAGCGGGAUGUACGGCGGCUGGGCUCGCGAGCCCGGCCGCACCCGCGUCGGCGACACCUCCAAAGGCGACGGCCACCACACCGUCAAAGGCGACGGCGAUGGCGACGCCGCGAUCGCAGCACAAGCACGCUGCGCCUGCCACGAGCUCCGCCGGGGUGGAGGCGGGGACCUCCCACGACGGGGAGGCGGGGACGCCGCUGCCGCAGGUCUCGCAGCUACCUCCCCGCUCCAACAUUUCCCCCGCAAAGGCAGCGGCUGCCGCUGCUGCCGCUGCGGCGGCGGCGGCAGCGGCUGCGGUGGCUCGUGCGGAGGCCGGCUCCAGCGUUCCCGACACCGCUCACGCCGUUGGCGAGGGCGGCGAGGACUGUGAGGGCUGCUCCGACAGCGUCACGCUAACGGGCAGAGACGAGGAACACGUCUCCGAGGCCCUGGCUGCCGACCUGGCCAGCAGCUGUGUGCUUUGCCACCAGCCCGAGUUCGACCGGGAGGGCUUCAGCGACCAGACGGUGCUCAUUUGCGACCAGUGUGAGAAGGAGUACCACAUCGGUUGCCUCCGGAAACACAAAAUGGUCGAUAUGCAGGCGGUGCCCGAGGGUGAGUGGUUUUGCAGCGACGAGUGCGUGAGGAUCCGGGAGCUGCUGACCAAGUCCCUGGAGGAAGGGGAGACGACCAUGUCCGGCAACCCCGCGUACCGCUGGCAGUUCAUACGGGGGCGGGACGGCACCAAGGCCACGGCACGGGCGCUCAAAACGGUGCUGGAGAUUCUGCAGGAGUCUUUCGACCCGAUCAUCGACAACGGCAGCGGGGAGGACCUGCUGCCCCGCAUGGUGCAUGCCGAGUCGGCUGGGGACUACGACUUCCAAGGGAUGUACUCCAUACUGCUGCGUUACAGGGGCGCUGACAAGGAGGCCCGCGGUCGGCCCGUGCUGGCGGGUCUGGUCCGUGUGUUGGGCUCCAGUAUGGCGGAGGUCCCGCUGGUGGCCACCCGCUACGACUGCCGCCGCCAGGGGCACCUGCGGGCGCUGGUGGAGGGGCUUAGACACAGGCUCAUUGCUCUGGGGGUGCGGGCCAUGGUGCUGCCGGCCACGGCGGAUGCGCUUCCGGCUUGGCGCCAGCUCGCUUUCAUGGACCUUGACGAGGGCUCUGUCCGUGUGGCGCGAGGCGAGCACCGGAUGAUCAUCUUCCCGCACACCAGCGUGGUGGUUCGUCAGCUCAUCCGCGUACCCGGUCACGACUCUCAGCAGCUGCCCUCCGCGCACCAGGCCGCCGACCCCGCGUUUGCCGAUGCGUUCGCGGCCGCGCUGGAGGAUGCGCGCAAGGCGAGCGGCGUCGAGGUGGCGGAGAGCGACGCGCGCGUCGCCGCCACGGUAGAGGCAGUGGCGGCAGCCGCCGCUACCUCUACCGGCGGCAGCGGUGGCCUCGGGAUGGGACUCGGCUUGGGCAUGGAGCUAGGUGUCGUACCAAUGGAUGUCGACAUGGAAGCCGAGGCCAUGUCGAUUGACGAGAUGUACGAGAUGCAUCUGGGGUUGCCUGCCGCACCAUCGCUGUCGCUGGGCGUCGGUGAUGAUGUGCUGGCGGCGGCACAGCCGUCAGGUGGCGGCCGCAGCCGGGGGCGGGGACGCGGCCGCGGCCGCGGCCGCCGUGGCCGGGCUUACGUUGUGGCUGCGGAUAUACUGGGUCCUGGUCACACACACGAGGACAUAAUGGCGUACGCGAGGGACCCGUCGUACAGUGAUGACGACGACGAUGAGGACUACGGACGUAACUCCCGGGGCGGCUACGGAGGGCGGUGGAAAGGUCGCGGCCGCGGGCGAGGCCGUGGACGCGGGCGGGGCCGAGUAGUGCGCGGGAGAGGGCGGGGUCGGGGUCGGGGUCGGGGGGGACGGGGACGCAUGAGCGGCGGCGGCGGUGCGGAUGGAGUCGACGGGGAACACGAGUACGGCGAAGGUGCAGAGGAGGAGGGUGACGAUGACGGGGAAGGGGAAAUCGAAGGGGAUGAGGACAGCGAGGAGGCAGCACAUGAGGCCUGGCAUGCCUUUGCGCACGGCGGUAUCGACUGUGUGAUGGCUGACGGGGAGGCUGCCCUGGCGGCGGCAGCAGUGGUGGGCCAGCCUGCUGCAACGACGGCACGCUUGAUGGCGCAGAUGCCGAUGCAGGGCGCAAUGGUCGCCGCGGCACAGGCUGCCGCGGCAGCCGCCGUCGGUCGGCACACCGUGCAAAGCGGCGUCGGCGUCGCCAUGCACCAGCACCAGCAACACCCCCAUGCGCAUGUAUCGCCGCCGCCGUACAUGCCGUACAGCAGUCAGCAGCUGCAGCAGCAGCAGCAACGUAGGUCCGACAACGGGCUGCCGGGACUCCCACACUACCCGCACCACCACCAUCCGCAUCACCACCACCUUCACCACAAUCAUCAGACCGCUCUCCAGCAGCAGCAGCAGCAGCAUCACCAUCAACAACAACAUCCACAACACUCACAGCAGCAGCUUGCAAAUGGGUCUGCUGGCGGUAUGUUCGAGGCCCCCAGCCACACAUCUGCGGCAAUGGACCUCCAUGGACCGCACACCAUUCCGCAGCCAUCUCACCAUCAACUGUCGUACCAGUACGGCAGCCAGCAACCGCACCAGUUGGCGCACCGGCGGCUGUCUGGCGAUGGCGGAGUGUCGUCCUCCAGGGGGGCAGAGGACACGGUGCCGAUGGGACUGCCAGGCGGCAAUGUUGGUGGCAGCGCUGGAACGGGUGGCGGCACCGGUGGACCUGUCUCUCAUGCCGCCAAGUACAAGAGAGCCCUGGAGCAGUUCCAAGCAUCUCAGCAGCAGCAGCAGCAACAAUCAUUGCACUUGGCGAGCUACCAGCGCAAUUCGCUGCUUGGUGGCGCAAGUGGUGGCGUCACUGGCGGAGCCGCAGCUGCGGCGGCGGCGCUGGCUGCGGGCGCUGCGGGCGUCGGCGCGACUUCAACUGGUUGGGCGACGGCGGCGCAGCAGCAGCAGCAGCAACAACCCUGGCCGCUGCAGGAGCAGCAGCAGCAGCAGCGGGGGCUGCAGCACUACGGAGCAACCUCAUUCGGGGUUUCCUCAGCCUCGGCUCAGCAGCAGCAGCAGAAGCAGCAGUUAGGUCUCCAGGCCGCCCAGGCAGCGGGUACCGGCGGUCUGGAUGGCUGGGGUGCGGCGGCCUCCCGCGCCUUCCCGCCGCCGUCUAGCCACCAGCACAACCCUCACGCUUCUAUCCUGCAGGGUCGCUCCAUACACCAUCACCACCAGCCACAGCAGCAGCAGCAACAACAGCAGCCGCUAUCUCAGGGCCUUGUAGGCUCCCACUACCAUCAUGCGCAUUUCCAUGGCGCUGGAGCGGCGACUACCAGCGGUGGUGGCGGUAGCGCCGGUAGCACGCACCAUCCGUCGCUGAUGCAGGGGCAACAGCAGCAACAGCAGUCCCUGUGGGCCGCAACGCAGCAGCAGCAACAGCAGCAGCAACAGCCUGGACAGCAGUACCAUCAGCAGCACUCUUCGCCGCUGGCAAUGGCGGCAGCGCCGCCGCCGCCGCAGCCGUCUUCUCAGUCUUCCGCAGCUCAGGUCCAGCAACAGCAUCAACAGCAGUCAACUGCUGCAAGCUGGGGUAAUGCCGUUGUCGACCAGCCGUUUCACGAGCGUUUAGCCGCGAUUCAGAGAUACCAGCAGCAACAGCAACAAAAGCAGCCGGGCUCCUGCGGGGCCUUGCCCACGCAACAGCAGCAGCAGCAGCAGCAACAGCAGCACGCGCACUCUCAGGCGCACUCGCACCCGCACUCACAGCUGCAAGGCGCACACCUCGCGGGGGGCUACCUGGGGCAAGGCCAGGACGCCGGGCCGUCCUUCGGCUCCCAACUGCACCAACAACAGCAACAGCACCAACAACACCAGGCGCAGUUGCAAAUGCAGCAAUACCACUAUCACCAGCAGCAGCAGCACAUGCAUGUCGGUAGUGGCGGGGGCGGGGGUGGCGCAGUAGCUCAGCCGGCGCCGGCGGAGCCGAAGGCUCCAGUCCGACCUUUCCAGCGGUCGCGGCAGCACCGCCAGCAGCAGAAGAGCCCAUCCGUGGCGCCGGCAUCGCCCCGGAGCCCACUGCACCGAGCUCCAGCUGUCGUACCCGGUCCCGUACGGCCAUGUGUUCCAGCAUCAGUUGGUAGAAACGAUACAGCAGCCUGCAGCGCCACCGCACCCUCAAGAGCUCUUAAUGGGACAAGCAGAAACCUACCCAGCUACCCGUCCUCCCCCCACCCCAUUACCCAGCUCACCCCCAAACACCACGCCAGUCACCACCAGGGCCACAUGGACCAGCUGCAACUGACCUCCUGA